Molecule: messenger RNA, 2625 nt
Organism: Aethina tumida (small hive beetle)
Lineage: Eukaryota; Metazoa; Arthropoda; Insecta; Coleoptera; Nitidulidae
Gene: wfs1
Product: wolframin
Exons: 4
Coding region: 27-2579 (850 amino acids)
Biological process (GO): calcium ion homeostasis; endoplasmic reticulum unfolded protein response
Cellular component (GO): endoplasmic reticulum membrane
Molecular function (GO): protein binding
Source: RefSeq, a predicted model, not a curated record
UACCAUAUUUACACAAUUCUUUUGUAAUGGCUGGUGUAGUACCAAAAAAAUCUGCAUCUGGUAGAAAACAAUGGACUUUACAUGGCGGACCACGAAGUUCUCUAAAACGACUCAGAAAUCAACUUGCCUCUGAUGGUUGUCCUGAAUCACAAGUGGUGCUUGCAAAACAAUUACUUGAUGAAGAAUGUGAAUUUGAAUCAGAAAGAAAAGAAAAUGCGCGUUUGGGAGUUUACUGGCUAAUUAAAGCCUCGGAACAAGGUAACACCGAAGCAACAUCUUUAUUAAAAACAUGUUUGGAAACUGGCAAAGGAAUAACAGAACACAACUACCUAGAUGUAAAAUCAUGCAUCACCAUGACCCAGGAUGAGAAGCUGGCCAGAAAAGCAGCCAGAGAAAUGUUUGCAAGCUUGUCAAAUGGCGGCGAAUAUAUAACAUCAGAACAGCUACAGAAAAAAAUUUUGGCGAUAGAAAGAGGAGAAUACAGUGCCAAAAAUACUGAAUCAAAACUGGUGACGGAAAACGGAGACGCCAAUGGUGAACUAAUGAAUAACAUUGAGGAAGUGAGCGAUUCGGACGACGAAACCGAUUGGUCACAAAGAUCAGAUUCCAGCAACGAAAAACUAACAGAAGAUAGUUUGGUAUCUGCGGCUGUCCAUUACUCCCACGGUCUGUUACCUAUUGUCAACAGGGUUCUUUGUUUGAGUGAGCCCAAUUUGAAUAGUCUGAAUCACAUCCCAUUCAUUCACUGGUCUGUGCUGCACCCCUGGUUGGCCCUCAAGAUAUUGUACUUCAGGUUGAUCAGGUUCCUGGGCCAGAAAACGUUGCCAAUAUUUCAACCUUUAAUGAGAUCUGAAAUACAGCUAAUUAUUCUCAUGUUCGCCUACGUUUUUUUCAGUUCCGACAAUAUUUUGUACAUAGUUCCGCUUUUGGUGUAUUAUAUUUCGUUGAUAGUCAUGUUUUUUACCUCGUUCCAAAUGUUGCAAUCUCAAAGAGAUUUCUCUGACUUCAGAAUGUGGUCGGGGUUGUUUAUAUGUUACUCCGGUGGCUCGCUGAACCCGGAACAAGCUGAGUACCAGUACAUCAGAAACAAUUUAAAGCCGUAUGGACAUUUCUUUGUUAGUUGGCUUCUAAAUUUGCUCGUGUAUCCGAUAAUUUCGCAACAGUGGAUUCCCCAAUCCGAACUGACGAUAAUCGCGUUCUGUCUGACGUUCAUCACUUUAUUCGGAUUCAUGCCGAAGCGCCGUUCGAAGACUGUGUUCGACGGACUAGCACUCCUGAGCUUUGCCAUAACAGUUCUAGCCAAGUAUCCGUACGACACCGACCCGGUGGUCGCCCAAGGGUGGCGAUUUCUCGAAUUGGAAGUGCCCAACUUCCCCAGUUACGUGAUCGGAAACGGAAUCGAGUUCUGCAUAAACUUUAAACUGGUCUUGUACAUGUUUAUUGUAGUCUUGUUUGUACGCAUUGCCUCCAGGGACAACUGGAAGGGGAUAUACAAGUCGUUGAUGCCGCACUGCGUGACCUUAAGUUGGUUGCAAGUGUGCAUAAUCAGUUCCCAGGGGGCCACCAUGUUCGGAUUCGUCAGGGGUAUCCUGGCGUUAGCCGGUGUGGUUUUAUUCCUACCUUUGGUGGGCCUCACCAGCGUGAUCUUGCCUGUGAUUGCCGUUACCAAAUGUAUUUUCACCACGAACAUGAUUUACAGCCUGUGUCUCUUUGCGAUUCUCAGUUUUCUCAGUCUGGGGGUGUGUUACUUUCUCGCCAAAACCCGUUACAGAAGGUAUACGGCAGUCAUUCAAGUUUUGAUGAUGGUGGUGGCGUCCUUCUCGCUAUUGAACGUGACCAUACAAGAUAGGAACUCGGAAUACUCGGCCGAGGGUAAAGUUCCACGACUGUUGCCCUGGGAGGUUUACCAGAGGUUCUGUUACCAGCCGGUUUGGAGGGAGGAGAACGUGGCGAUCCAGCAGAUGAACUGCGCACAAUUGGAACACUCGCACGUGCACUGGGACGGGCAGAUCAGCGACAUAAAAAUUAAACAGAUUCGAAACACGUACAAGUCUGUGAUCGACAAGUUUCCCAGCUCGUUUUCGCAGUACCUCUAUUGUCUCUACGGGGAGCAAGUUGUAAGUAAUUGUCAGAUCGAUUCCAUAAGGGAAGAGUGCAAUAUAUUCUUCGACUCCAUUAGUUCUUUAAACAAGUGUACUUUGGAAAAGUACAAUGAAUAUACUUUUGAAGUCAGUGUUAGAAUGCAGGCGGGAAUUUGGGCUAAAAAUCCCGAGGUUAAAGUCAUAUUAAGUCAUUAUUUUAAAAAUUUCACUCUCAAACUUAAGCCAAACGAUCACAUUUGGUUUAAGGGUUCGUUGUUUAAUAACGAAAAUUUGGGUCCUGAGGGAAUUUUAGGGGGCACUCAACCUUUUGUGAGAUUACACGAAAUCGGGUGUAUUGAUUGCCAUAAUAAAGACUUGACUGAACUCCAUAUAGAUUCCGAAAAUACUUUUGAAUUACAAGAUGUACUGAAUGUGUUGUAUACAAGCAUAAAAUUUGUAUUAAAUGUGUUAUUAAACCCAAUUAUAGUUUUGAAAUGAUUAUUUUGUAUUGUUGAUUAAUUUAUUAAUAAAAUAUAAUUUCAUA